This is a messenger RNA of Globicephala melas (long-finned pilot whale), 7412 nucleotides long. RefSeq names its product CAP-Gly domain containing linker protein family member 4 (gene CLIP4). Gene Ontology annotation, molecular function: microtubule plus-end binding. Gene Ontology annotation, cellular component: cell cortex; microtubule plus-end; nucleus. Gene Ontology annotation, biological process: cytoplasmic microtubule organization. The record is from RefSeq and is a predicted model, not a curated record. NCBI's taxonomy places the organism in Eukaryota, Metazoa, Chordata, Mammalia, Artiodactyla, Delphinidae.
GGCGCGCGCGGCGCGGAGGCGGCAGGCGGGAGGGGCCGGGCGAGGUCGCGGAGCUACGCUGCGCAGCGUGGCGCGGCGGGAGGUCUCGCGGCCGGCUACCGGAUAGCGGUGCUGGGAGGAGAAGCGCGCCUCUUAGCCUUCUCUCCGCGCCCCUGCGUUCCCCGUCGGCCGCCCGGAGAGGACAGGAGGAGGCAGGAUGAGAUGCUGCCAGGUGUGUGGGACGGGCUGGACCCCACGGCGGAACUGAGUUCCGGCCCCCGCUCCGCAGCUCCAGCUUUGACCGCCCCGACGCCCUUGGGAGAGCGUCUCGCGCGCAGCGAUGGGCAGCGUGCUGUACCCAGCCCUUCGUGGUUUUCCUGAAAGGGGCCUCUUCACAUCUCUCAUUACUCCCCUUGCUUAUUAAGCUGUUUGAGAAACCUUUUGCCGGUGGCUUUCUAGAAGAUGACCAUAGAGGACCUUCCGGAUUUUCCAUUAGAAGGAAGUUCGUUGAUUGGAAGAUACCCAUUUUUAUUUCAAGGUUCUGAUACACCAGUUAUCUUUUCCAUUUCUGCAGCACCAAUGCCUUCAGACUGUGAGUUUUCUUUCUUUGAUCCUAAUGAUACAUCAUGCCAGGAAAUUCUCUUCGAUCCCAAAACUUCUGUAUCAGAAUUAUUUGCCAUUUUAAGACAGUGGGUUCCUCAGGUCCAGCAAAAUAUUGACGUUAUUGGAAAUGAGAUUCUUAAGAGAGGUUGCAACGUGAAUGACAGAGAUGGAUUGACAGAUAUGACUCUUUUACAUUAUACUUGCAAAUCUGGAGCUCAUGGUAUUGGUGAUGUUGAUACAGCUGUAAAGUUUGCAACUCAACUUAUCGAUCUGGGAGCAGAUGUUAGUUUGCGGAGUCGCUGGACAAAUAUGAAUGCUUUGCAUUAUGCUGCUUAUUUUGAUGUCCCUGAACUUAUAAGAGUGAUUUUGAAGACAUCUAAACCAAAAGAUGUGGAUGCCACUUGCAGUGACUUUAAUUUUGGAACAGCUCUGCACAUUGCUGCAUAUAACCUGUGUGCAGGUGCUGUGAAAUGCUUAUUGGAGCAUGGAGCAAACCCUGCAUUUAGGAAUGACAAAGGACAGAUCCCUGCUGACGUUGUCCCAGACCCGGUCGAAAUGCCCUUAGAAAUGGCCGAUGCCGCGGCAACUGCUAAAGAAAUCAAGCAGAUGCUGCUCGAUGCGGUGCCUCUGUCGUGUGAUCUCUCAAAGCCCUUGCUUCCAAGUUACGAUCGUGUUACUAGCAAGGUGAUGCUGACGUCACUUGGCCUGAAGCUGGGGGAUCGUGUCGUUAUUGCAAGACAGAAGGUUGGAACAUUAAGAUUUUGUGGAACAACUGAAUUUGCAAGUGGGCAGUGGGCUGGCAUUGAGUUGGAUGAACCAGAAGGAAAAAACAAUGGAAGUGUUGGGAAAGUCCAGUACUUUAAAUGUGCCCCCAAAUAUGGUAUUUUUGCACCCCUUUCAAAGAUAAGUAAAGCAAAAGAUCGAAGGAAGAAUACAGCACACACUCCUCCUACAAAAGCUGUACCUCUCGUCAGGUCCCAGAAAAUUGAUGUAGCGCAUGUAACGUCAAAAGUACAUACUGGAUUAAUGACAUCAAAAAAAGAUAGUGCUUCAGAAUCAACACUUUCAUUGCCUCCCGGUGAAGAAUUGAAAACUGGACCAGAGAAAGAUGUUACCCUGCUUGCAUCCGUCAGCAGCUCCUCCUCUACAUCUUCUUUGGAGCACAAGCAGAGUCACUCCAAGACACUGAAUGCAAGUGGCAAUAACAAGAAGACAAUGAGCAAAAGCCCUUCUGUCUCAUCUAGAGCCAGUGCCGGUUUGAAUUCCUCAACAACAUCUGUAGCAAGUAAUGCACGCUGCGAAGGAGAACUCCGCCUUGGAGACAGGGUGUUGGUGGUAGGCCAGAGAAUUGGUACCGUUAAGUUCUUUGGGACAACAAACUUCGCUCCAGGAUAUUGGUACGGGAUAGAGCUUGAUAAACCCCAUGGCAAGAAUGAUGGUUCAGUUGGAGGUGUGCAGUAUUUUAGUUGUUCCCCAAGAUAUGGAAUAUUUGCUCCCCCAUCCAGGGUACAAAGAGUAACAGAUUCCCUGGAUACUCUUUCAGAAAUUUCUUCAAAUAAACAGAAUCAUUCGUAUCCUGGUUUUAGGAGAAGUUUCAGUACAACUUCUGCUUCUUCCCAGAAAGAGAUUAACAGAAGAAAUGCUUUUGCCAAGUCGAAGCCCGCUCUGCGCCGCAGCUGGAGCAGCAGCACCACGGCCGGCGGCCUGGAGGGGCGCGUGAGGCUGCACGAGGGCUCCCAGGUCCUCCUCACCAGCUCCAACGAGAUGGGCACCGUUAGGUACCUGGGCCCCACUGACUUUGCCUCAGGGAUCUGGCUUGGACUGGAGCUUCGAAGCGCCAAGGGAAAGAAUGAUGGGGCAGUGGGGGACAAACGCUACUUCACCUGCAGGCCAAACCACGGGGUCCUAGUGAGGCCCAGCAGAGUGACCUACCGGGGAAUAAACGGGUCAAAGCUUGUGGAUGAGAAUUGUUGAGUUAAACUUCUACAGUAUUAAAUGAGCUCAUACACACACACACAACGUAAAAUAAAGAGUCCAUGGCAAAUGGUUCACUUUAUUUAGCUUUUAGCCGUUAUUUAAAAUUUGAGAACAGAGCUAUCUUCAUGAAAAGCAUUAUAACAAUUCAGAGAGACUCCUUUAAAAAGCUAGAAAUAUGAACUGUGGGAAUCAUGGUUCUCUUAAAACAAUCUCAAAAUCAGCCUUUUUUUUUUUUUAAGAUUUAAAGCUUUAGACCCAAGAGAAUUCUGAGACUUGGGAAAAAAUGUGCCAUUAAGUGACUGACUGAUGUUGCUUACUCUGUCUCAUUUUUGCACAGAAUAGUGGAUUUUCCAUAUGCCAUAACUGUGAAGGUUUUCACUAGCUUUGGUUAACGUAAGACCUUCACAUGACCUUUUUCUGUCAAGUAUUUUCAGAGUUUUUAUUUCUUUCUGUACUAAUAAGGACAGUAAGAGAAUAAUAGCUGUGUGACUAGGUAUUUUUCAUGUCUUUGGGUCAAGUUAUUUGCCCUUCCAGGAAUGCCUCACCUACAGGUACCUUAGGACUGUAGGUAAGGCAUUCCUGGAAGGGACUCUGGAGCUCAGCCUCUUGCCCGCUGCCAGGUUCUAAAGCCGCUCUUCCUCACGCGGGGUCACAAGCUAGCUGGUUACCAGAGCUACAACUAGAACGUGGGUCUCCUGACCUGUGGCUCGGGCUCUUUCCGCUGUACAAAGCGUGUCAUCUCAGAUCUUUCUUCUGUGUUAGUGACUGACUGCCUCAUCUGGAGGAACCACAAAAACCCAUGAUUAGGUUUAUAAAUUCAAGUCACAAUUAGAAUUUUUUGCACGUGCUUAAUUAACUUCCUUAUGGGACAUAUCUAUAAAACAUACAUAUAUGAAGCACUUUUAAAAUAAAGCAUGAUGCACUUUCCUCUUUGUGGAGGAUUGGCCAUCAUUUCCUCCAGGGAUAUGAAAAACAUUAAAAAAAUUAUAUUUAUGACAAGAGAGCAAAUUAAGAUGUGUUAAGAAGAAUGUAGUAGCUAUUCAUUUAAAUGUUUAUGGUUUCUUGAUGUUUUGUGUUAUUAUUCAUAAAACCGGUGUUGCGUUUGCUGUUGUUGCUCUUUUUAUAUUUUCAGUUGUUGCAGAAUUCAGCCUGUUAUAAAGCUGCAGAACUGUAUCAUGUUUUUAUUUUCCUUUUGAGCACAUGUUAACAAACUAAGCUUCAUAAUAGAGUGAUGUAAUAAUGCAGAACAUUUGUGUUGUGGGUAUGUAUUGAAGUUUGUCCUGUAUGUAUAAAGAUAUAUCUUUUAUUGUAGAUAUUUAGACUCUAAACUACCACGGAAAUAGUGGAAUAGUUUGCUUUAUAAGAUAAAAAGCAUCCUUCAAAACGGAGCUUGCUUUGUGCUUUAGAAAUACUACAUUGAACUAUUUUGCAAUAUACUAUUUAAAAUCUAAAUUCUCUUGCUUUGCUGCCUUUUUAAAAAGGUGUGAAAUUUCAAAUAUUGCUAGAGCUAUUUUCCUGAAAUACAUUUGCAAAAUAAGGCUGCUUUGUAAUCAAGGAAUAUUUUUGAUUGAAGAAAGUGACUGUACUGUGUCAAAAGUAAACUUAUUUUAUUAUAUAGUUUAUUUCUUAAAAACUCUAUUUAUACCUUACCGUGAAGUCCAUGACUACACUGAACUUGGUUGUCCAUAAUUCUUCCUGUUAAAUAUAAAACCCUGUAAGUUAGUAACAGUAAUGCCAACACUGAAUUUAUUUUGAGGUCAGAGAACCAGUUGUUCUCAUAUUUAGAUUAGGAUUAUUAAAUCCAUGUAAUGUGUAUGUUUACGUAUACUAUACAUAAAAAUUAGGUGUUUUCAUUGGUGUUUUGCUUAUGUCAUUCAAAGUUCAUGUCUUGAGCAUUAAUAAAAAGGGAAGCUGUUUUGGUUUGGAGUGGCAUGUUGUCACUGACCCUGCCUGCAACUCUCCUCUUCUCAGGUACUCAGAGUAUAUAUGCUUUGUAGUUCACUUUUUUUCUUCUUACAGUAAUGACUUGGAUUUGUCCCAUCCUUACCCUAUAGCAGUGAUCUCCAACCUUUUUGGCACCAGGGACCGGUUUCGUGGAAGACAAUUCUUCCACGGACCGGCGUGGGGGGAUGGUUUCGGGAUGAUUCAAGCACAUUACAUUUAUCGUGCACUUUAUUUCUAUUAUUAUUACAUUGUAAUAUAUAAUGAAAUAAUUAUACAACUCACUGUAAUGUAGAAUCAGUGGGAGCCCUGAGCUUGUUUUCACUUGCCACUCACUGAUAGGGUUUCGAUAUGAGUCUGCAAGCAAUUGAUUUAUUACGGUCUCUGUGCAGUCAAACCUCACUGCUAAUGAUACUCUGUAUUUGCAGCCGCUGCUCAGUGCUAGCAUCACAGCCUCAGCUCCACCUCAGAUCAUCAGGCAUUAGAUUCGCAUAAGGAGCAUGCAACCUAGAUCCCUCGCAUGUGCUGUUCACAGUAGGGUUCGCGCUCCUAUGAGACUCUAAUGCCACCGCUGAUCUGACAGGAGGCUGAGCUCAGGCAGUAAUGUGAGCGAUGGGGAGCGGCUGUAAAUACAGAUGAAGCUUUGCUCGCUGGCCCGCCGCUCACCUCCUGCUGUGCAGCCCAGGGGUUGGGGACCCUUGUCCUAUAGAGAGUCUUAAAAAGUACCAUGCUUCUACUCAGCAAAUGAAGUUAUGUUUUUAGCUACUCUCCGAUUAUAUUGUUUUGAUGGACAGAGAGCCAUUUAAGAAAAGAAUGUAUUUCUUUGGUUUUCUAAAAUUGCUUAAUUAUCUUUUAUACCAGUGGGAUUUCAUUUGUUUAUUUAGGGUUGGAUAGAAAACCUUGCGUUUAUAGAUUUCAAAAUAUAUAUAAAUAAGUAUCUACAUUCUACUAAAAGGCUUUGUUUCUAUAUUUCCAGGUAAUUUGAUGGGAGUAUUUUUUAAGUGCUGAAAAGUGUUGAGAUACAGACAUUUGUGGAAUCUGAGCUGAGGCAUUGAAAUCUUGGUGAGACCGUUGCACUGUCUUCUCCCGAACUCCUUAUCCCCUCUCGUGUGUUAUUUUUCUCCUUAGCAUUUACCACCCUUGGUCAUGCUACAACUUUUUGCUCAUUACUUGUCCUGUCCCUCACUGGAUUGAGGGAUGGGUUUUGACUGUUUUGUUCAUCAUUUCCUCCCUAACACCUGGAAUAACACUUGGCACCUACGGCAGGCUCGGGAAGCAUUUGUUAAAUGAACAGAGGCAGUGGAGGCUGUUGAUGGUUUAAAGUAGAGGUGUUGUCUCGCCAGCUUCAGCCAGGUGGGCUUGAGAGACCAGGCUGUGGGACGGGUAAAUUUUGCUGGGUAGGGGAGGACAAAGGACAAGAAAGGUUUGAGUCAUGGUAGCCCAACUUUACCCCAAAAUAGUGACAUGAAGGAGAUAGAAGGAUGUUGGGUGUCGGGUAGAAAAGGGGGCAGGAAAGACACAGUGGGGUCACCUAACUGCCUAUCUAUUGUCCCUGGGGCUGGUUUUGAAUUUCUGUUGUGAUAUGAUGGUAAUUUAGGGAACACAGUAACAUGUGUGGUCUAACACAGAGAGGAUGAACUGGAUCUCACCCAGGUGUGCACAGCAUUGGUUUCCGGUGCCAAGCAUUUUUGUUUCAGAGUUUUAUUUUGGACCUGCCUAUUUAGGCUAUGUGAUAAUAUUAUUUAAGCCAUGUUGACUGAGGCUAGAGACCUAAUGUGUUAGGGAUCAUGCUUAGUUAAGAAAUAGAUCUAGUAAUUUUAACCGUUCACUGGAUAUUUGUUAUCUAAAUGAUUGACUCAGAGACAUAUAAUAUGUAUCACCACAUGGCAAGCAAGUAGGAGAAUUUAUUUUUUAUUUUUCUUCAUGCCCUUUGCUUCACUACACUUAUUUGUAAUACAAACACAGUAGGUAAUACAAAACUCACAUCACAUAUAUUUUUAGUAAUUGUUUAGUAAUAUCCCUUGGUACAUAGGCUCUUAUUUACAAACAAUGUCACAUAAGCUGCUUGAAUAUACAACAGACGUUCUUAGUGGAGCUUGUGUGUGGGCUGAACAAGUUAAGUAGAUCAUGUUAAGAUUUUCUUACCAGCAGAAUAUGAUGCCUUUGCGUAGGCAAAAAGAAUUUUUUCUAGCAAAAUUUUUGCCAGUGCUCCUUUUUACAGAAGGGAAAAAGGAGUUUAUGGGGAGGAAUUAGAGUAGAUGGGCACAUGUUACUGACAACAAUAUAUUUUCAUUAUGCGUGGUAGAAGUGAAAUUUCUUUUCUGCUUGUAGCCUUUUCCCUUGACGAGAAAGGCACCAAGCAGUGUGGGAACCUUUUUCCUCUCGUCCCUUUAGAAUAUCUUAUAACGAAUAGAAUUUUCACGAUAAAGCAGCAGCAGGUCUCAUUAUUUUUCAGUUCAGAUAGGGAAGUGUGGUCGUGGUGCUGCAGCAGGGCAGCACGUUCUGAGUUAUGUUAGUAAAGAUACUCUAGGUGUUUAAAUUGAGCCUAUUAGCUUAAAACAUAACCUGUCCCUAGUGAUCACUGCUGUCAUUUGACAAAUGAUCAUAAAUAUGGUUUUAAUUUCAGCUCUAAAACCCUAAAUGAACCCAGAUGUCAAGUUUGUUGCUCCUGUAGAUACGCAGGUCCUUACACUCAGGCACACCUUGUAUGCCUCUGUCCUCGGAGGAACUGGUCUUAGGAUUGGAUGUUUAGUCGGAGUUGUUUGAAUUGGAUAGAUGAAAUUAAAUAGGGAGUAUCAGGAAGCUACUUGCGCUGAACUGAAUUUGAAUUUGAAGCAUUCCUAAAGUUUAGGAAGUUUAAAUAUCCAGAUGCUGUGUUCUCCUUGACCUGUGUUGAUCUCAGAGGUUAAGUU